This is a messenger RNA of Neocloeon triangulifer, 1545 nucleotides long. RefSeq names its product uridine-cytidine kinase-like. Gene Ontology annotation, molecular function: ATP binding; kinase activity. NCBI's taxonomy places the organism in Eukaryota, Metazoa, Arthropoda, Insecta, Ephemeroptera, Baetidae. Gene Ontology annotation, cellular component: cytosol; cytoplasm. The transcript has 6 exons. Bases 335 to 1189 code for a protein of 284 amino acids. The record is from RefSeq and is a predicted model, not a curated record.
GGUGACCCUGAGCCGAAAACAAAAAGGACCGCGGGCACGUGUUGCAGGCAGUGGAGUGCAGGCGCCACCAACACACUCCGCAUUGAGGUGCUUUCCCGCGGCCGAUCGAUAAACGACGCAGCAGCUGCGAGUGCCGCCGCGACCAGCUGACUGUCGCACAAAAAGCUCGCUCGGUCUCGCGUGCACCGCUGCCGAGACUACAGAGGCCUUCGCGACCCUUAGGAGGAAUGCAGAAGUGAGACGAGCAGGUUGCAACCAGGUGACACCAAAGCGCCGAGUCGAGAGCCGACCUUCAAGGGUCUGCGUUGACCUUGGGCUGCACUGCUAAAAAAACAUGUCCGAGUCAACCGCGGAGGGCCAUGCGGCGGCGGCCAACGGCGACGGCAAAACUAGCAACGGCCUGCACCUGCACCGCCACAACAAGCGGCCCUUCCUCAUCGGCGUGUCCGGAGGAACGGCCUCGGGAAAGUCGACGGUGUGCAAGAGGAUCAUGGAGAAGCUGGGCAUCGACAACGUGGCCUACACGCAGCGGCAGGUCGUGUGCAUCAGCCAGGACAGCUUCUACCGCGAACUCAACGACGAGGAGCGCAUCAGGGCCGUCAAGGGCAACUUCAACUUCGACCACCCCGAUGCUUUUGACAACGAGCUGCUUCACCAGACGUUGGCGGACAUUCUGCACGGCAAGAGCUGUGAAAUACCGGUAUAUGAUUAUCGCAAGCAUUCAAGCAGCGGUCAACAAAUGUCCACCAUCUACCCUGCAGACGUGGUCCUUGUCGAGGGCAUCCUCGCCUUCUACAUCCCCGAGAUAAGGAACCUUUUCCACAUGAAGCUGUUUGUCGACACCGACUCAGACCUUAGACUUGCUCGCAGAGUUUUAAGGGACAUCAAGGAGAGGGGUCGAGACCUGGACCAGGUGUUGAAUCAAUACACCAUGUACGUCAAGCCGGCCUUUGAGGAGUUUUGUCUGCCCACCAAGAAAUUCGCCGACGUUAUCAUUCCCCGCGGAGCCGACAACACAGUGGCGAUCGAGCUAAUUGUGCAGCACAUCAAGGACCUGCUGAACAACCAGGUGGCGGUGCCGCUGCCCGUCAGCCCCACCAAAUUCUCAAACUCCUUCUCUGGUGAAUCCUCCCCUGCCUCUCCGCGCAGGAAUGUGCUCUCUGACGGACACUUCAAGACCCCGCACUGAAUUCAGUCAAAACCACACGCUUUAGCUCUGCAUUUUAAUUAUCACUUAUCUAAUCACACACACCAAAUAUUUUAACUAGAAUUUUAAAAUUUACACAAGCUAGUCCUUUUGAAAAAUUGCAGGAUUCAAUUUUUUGUCUUUUUUUUGUUAUAAAUUAAUUUCCUCUCUAUUAUAACAUAGCAAGUGUUUCCUACAAUAUUACUAUAGAAAUAGAAUAAAAAAGAAGCAUAAAUCUUCUUUUGACAUUUGCUAAGUGACAAACGUUUAUUAUUAAUUAAGAAAAUUGUCUUAAAAUUUUAUAUUGAUUGUGGAAUCAGUUGUAUGUACAAGCAUUCAUUUUCCUGCCAAUCAUGAAA